This is a messenger RNA of Lachancea thermotolerans CBS 6340, 1092 nucleotides long. It is a transcript of the gene SHY1, whose product is annotated as cytochrome oxidase assembly protein SHY1. Bases 1 to 1092 code for a protein of 363 amino acids. Gene Ontology annotation, biological process: mitochondrial respiratory chain complex IV assembly. The transcript has a single exon. Lineage: Eukaryota; Fungi; Ascomycota; Saccharomycetes; Saccharomycetales; Saccharomycetaceae. Gene Ontology annotation, cellular component: mitochondrion; membrane. The record is from RefSeq and is a predicted model, not a curated record.
AUGUUAGCAAGGAUACUGGCACAGGAUGCGCUCAAGCGCUCCGUGCUUAGGGCCCGCCCGCGCGCGUCCUACCAACCCUUCAGACGGUCUGUCAAGACCUCCAGUGUCGAUUGGAAACCCAUCAAGAGUUCGAAGACCCCUAACGAUGAGAAGCACAAAAAACCUUUUACCAGGAUGAUAUUCCUGAGUUUGAUGAUUGCAAUGCCCGUCGUCGCAUUCUACCUUGGAUCUUGGCAGCUGCGUCGCUUGAAAUGGAAGACCAAUUUGAUUGCAUUGUGCGAGGACAGACUAACUUUCCCUGCCACCCCUCUGCCAAAGAACUUCCCCCCAGAAGAGGCAGAAAACUGGGAGUACCGCAAGGUCAAAGUCAAGGGCGAGUUCAAGCAUGACCAGGAGCUUUUCGUGGGCCCUCGUGUCAGAAACGGAGUCAAGGGAUAUCUGCUGUUCACCCCAUUUGUGCGGAAAGACACGGGUGAAAAGCUUCUCAUUGAAAGAGGCUGGAUCAGCGAGGAGAAGGUUGUUCCAACUAGUCGACGUCUCGAGCACCUGUCCGUCCCGGAGGGUGACAACGUCGAAAUCGAAUGUCUGGUCAGGGUUCCAAGAAGUAAAGGCACUUUCCAAUGGGACAAGACCGAUCAAGAUAGCAGACUUUGGCAGAUUGUUGAUAUUCCGGAGAUGUGUGCCGUGAGUGGGGCGUCGCCUCUUCACUUGCAGGCGAUCUACGACUUGAAAGAUCACAACUGGUCUCUGUCAGAGGCUUCUCCCUCAACAGCCAAGGGCUCCUGGUGGAAAUUCUGGCAAAAGCCACAAAGCUCUUUGGAACCUGUGCUUGAUACGAAGACUAAUUUGGCAGAGGAUCCAGAGAUGGCCGAGUUUAACGAAUUCCAAUUUGUGAAAUCUGGUGUUCCUAUAGGAAAAGUUCCCAAAAUAGACCUCAAAAACAAUCAUCUGCAGUAUUUGGUAACUUGGUAUGGCCUUUCAUUCCUCAGCACGAUAUUUUUGAUUGUCGCUCUAAGGCGCAACCGGGGCGGCGCUGUGUCGCAAGCCCAAUUGAAACGGGAUAAGCUAAAACACGCUAAGAAAUACAUGUGA